CCAUCGUCUUCUUUGUGGAUCUUGGUGGUUUGAGAAGCUUCUAGAGCGAACUUGAACACAGCCAACUGUCCUUCAGCGCCGUGCUGAACCUGACUCCAAGUGAAGGACGUGGCCAGAGCCAGGAAGUGCUCAAGACCUUUCUGAAAAGAAACGCCCAAGGGCCCAAGGGAUUUGAUGCUUUGCGAUGCUUUGCAACAAUCUUCUGCACAUGGCACAUGGAUGACCCGGUGAUCUCGGCAGGAUCCGGCCAGCCCGGCGCUUGAUGUCGAGGUGUUGGAUGCACCGAGAUGCAAGAUGCCAAGGGGCCUUGUGGCCACAGCCAUGCAGAUGGCAGCAUCAACUUUCGGCAAACCAGGGCGCUCUUACACUGCAAAGUUGCAGCCCGAUUUUCGUGAUGAUACUGUGAUGAUCUCGGAUGCUGAAUCGGAACCUCCAGCAUCAACUCCAAGACGUUCUGGCCAGGAGUCGUUGUUUGCGAGCCCACUGAUGGAGCAAGCGGAGAGGGCGAGCCCUCUGCCAUUGUCGCCGUUGUCAGAUUCUUGUGGUGAGCACCAGUGGGAAGAGGACUUCACCCUCCAUUUUAGGGAGUACUUUCCACUUCUGAGCCAACAAGAAGAAGCCCUGCUGCGUCAGCCAGCAAGUGAAGAUACCCGUCCCAUCGAGGUCCCGACAUGGUUUGUUUGGCGCUUCUUGGGGUCCCUUGCCGAGCAGCAGGCGCAAGACAAGUUGCGACGGAAGCUGGUGAAUGCCAUGGUGCGUGCUGAUCUGCCCAUGUUGGCAUGCCAGAAGGGCAUCUAUUUGGGUGUCGCCAUUCUGGACGAAUGCCUCAUGAUGCAAAAACCAAAGCUUCGGCCUUUGUUAUUGGCAUCAGUGGCUCUGACCAUCGCCGAGAAGUUCGAGGGCGACAAGGAUUUUGCCCAGCUGAAAGACCUCAAUGAUGCCAUGGGCGAUCACGCGUCCAAUGAAGAACUGGUCAUGGCAGAGCUUGAGAUGUUGAAUGCCAUUGAUUAUAACCUGCAUCGGCCGACUGCAGAGCACCACCGCUACUGGAUUGUGGAGUUUGUGAAUGACCGAGUCGACUUGGGCAAUGAGAAGGGGCGAAUCUUGAAAGCUUCUGAGUAUCUUUGCGAGAUGACGUUGCUUUGCGCAUCAGCAGGUCGAUGGGCGCCCAGUGUGCAGGCGGCCUGUGGAUGUUUGGCGGCCUUCACCAUUCUUCAAAGGGAGUCCUUGAGCGAUGAGAUCUGGAAGUUCCUGGUGACUGAACGCCGUUGGCAGCAGCUGCGCCUUGCCAUCCGUGAGCUGCUCUCGCUCCUGAAGGAGGAUGACAUCAACAAGACGGUCAUCUACCAAAAGUAUGCCACUCUCGAUCAUUCCUACAUUUCGAUCAAGGUGCAUGGGAUGUUGGACAAGCGGGUGAACAUUCAAUUGCACAAGCAGUGGACGCCAUGA
This is a messenger RNA of Cladocopium goreaui, 1449 nucleotides long. The record is from the annotation of a GenBank genome assembly. NCBI's taxonomy places the organism in Eukaryota, Dinophyceae, Suessiales, Symbiodiniaceae.